Molecule: messenger RNA, 8770 nt
Organism: Pygocentrus nattereri (red-bellied piranha)
Lineage: Eukaryota; Metazoa; Chordata; Actinopteri; Characiformes; Serrasalmidae
Gene: klhl5
Product: kelch-like family member 5
Exons: 11
Coding region: 123-2384 (753 amino acids)
Molecular function (GO): protein binding
Source: RefSeq, a predicted model, not a curated record
UCUCCGCGAGCCUCGCCAGCAGUUGCUCUCGAGUUCCAGCUGGCGCGCACACGGUUUACGGCGCCGCUCCCGCACUGCGUGAGCACGCCUGCUCUCUGCUCGCCUCUCGCGGCACCUCGGGCAUGUCGAACCCCCGGAGAGACUUCGAUGUGAAGCAGAUCCUGCGCAUCCGCUGGCGGUGGUUCGGCCACGCGACCUCCCCGCCCCCUGGGCCCGAGCCUCUGCACGAGCCCCUGCACGAGCUCUUCAGCGGCCGCACGAGUGGCGGCGGCGGAGGCGCCGGGAGCUCCUCGCGCUGCGAGCCGCCGCGCUCCCCGGCCAUCUCCGGCUCGAACGACGCCGCCACGAGCGGCGACGGGAAGUUGGCAGAGUCAAGCGGGCACGCGACGACCUCGGUGACAACGGUGACGGCGCGGUCCUCCGCGUGCCCGCGCUCCGCGAGCCAGCACGAGUGCGGUAGCGCCCCGCGUCCGUCCCCGGCGCACUCGCGCUCUGCGCUGGACAUUGGGAGCGUGAGCGGCAGCGCGAGCACAGAGCACGGAUCGACGGACGGUAACCAAGGCGACGAGGAGAACAACAACAACAACAACGCUGCUGCCGCCGCCGCAGCCGUGGAGUCCGACUCGAGCUCGUGCAGGACGUCUAACAGCAGUGCAACGCUGUCCUCAUGUGUGUCGAUGGAGCCCUGUGUCCCAGAUGAACUCUUCCAGUCACACAGCCACGCAGAACACACUUUCAGGCGAAUGGAGACCUACCUCAGGACCCGCAAGCUGUGUGACGUGGUCCUGCUGGCUGGAGAUCGCCGAAUACCUGCACACAGGUUAGUGUUGUCCUCAGUGUCUGACUACUUUGCAGCCAUGUUCACAAGUGACGUGCGGGAGGCCAAGCAAGAGGAAGUAAAGAUGGAGGCCGUUGACCCAGAUGCAUUGUGGGUCUUGGUCCAGUAUGCAUACACAGGUCGGUUAGAGUUGAGAGAGGACACUAUAGAGAGUUUGCUCUCAGCAGCAUGUUUGCUGCAGUUGUCUGCAGUGGUUCAGGCGUGUUGUACUUACCUCAUGAAGCAGCUGCACCCCUCAAACUGUCUAGGAAUUCGAUCCUUCGCCGACGCCCAGGGAUGCCAGGACCUUCACAAAGUGGCACACAACUACACCAUGGAGCACUUUAUGGGUGUUAUGAAGAAUCAGGAGUUUCUGCUGCUGCCAGCAAGCGAGGUGGAGAAGCUUUUGGCAUCAGAUGACAUGAACGUCCCAGACGAGGAAACGGUGGUAUCGGCUCUGCUUAGCUGGGUCCGCCAUGACCCCCCCACCCGCCAGUCGCAGUUGCCCGGCCUUUUGGCACACGUCCGUCUGCCUCUACUCAAACCACAGUUUUUGGCUGAUAUGGAGGGAAACCCACUCUUGAGGGACAGUGUGGAGUGUCAGCGGUUGGUCAUGGAAGCUAUGAAGUACCACCUGCUACCUGAGCGACGACCACUGCUGCAGAGCCCGAGGACACGUCCCCGAAAGGCCACUGUGGGGGCACUGUUUGCUGUGGGGGGCAUGGACGCCACAAAAGGUGCCACCAGUAUUGAGCAGUACUGCCUGCGGAGAGAUUCCUGGCGGCAGGUAGCGGUGAUGAGUGGACGGCGGCUACAGUUUGGUGUGGCUGUCCUCGAUGACCGGCUAUACGUGGUUGGUGGGCGGGAUGGCCUGAAGACCCUCAACACAGUGGAGUGUUACAACCCCCGGAGCAAAAGCUGGAGCAUCAUGCCUCCCAUGUCUACACACCGGCAUGGCCUAGGGGUAGCAGUAUUGGAGGGCCCCAUGUAUGCAGUGGGAGGUCAUGAUGGGUGGAGCUAUCUAAGCACAGUGGAGCGUUGGGAUCCUCAGGCACGACAGUGGAGUUUUGUCGCGUCUAUGGCGACUCCUCGAAGCACUGUGGGAGUUGCAGUUCUAAACAGCAAGCUAUAUGCAGUAGGAGGCAGGGAUGGUAGCUCAUGUCUGAAGUCAGUUGAGUGUUUUGAUCCUCACACCAACAAAUGGAGUGCCUGUGCGCCCAUGUCCAAGCGCAGGGGUGGUGUCGGCGUGGCAACCUGGAAUGGCUUUUUGUACGCCAUUGGUGGCCAUGAUGCCCCUGCGUCUAGUCUCACAUCCCGACUCUCUGACUGCGUAGAAAGGUACGACCCCAAGACAGACAUGUGGACAGCGGUAGCGCCGAUGAGCGUCAGUAGGGAUGCAGUUGGAGUGUGUUUGCUGGGGGACCGGCUCUAUGCAGUUGGAGGGUACGAUGGGCAGGUGUAUCUGAACACAGUGGAAGCUUAUGACCCACAGACCAACGAGUGGAUGCAGGUGGCACCACUGUGCUUGGGCCGUGCCGGCGCAUGUGUGGUCGCUGUUAAACUGUGAUGCUGCUGCUGCCUCUGCCUGUCGUCUCCAUGGUGAUCCUUGUACAGUAGCCUCAUCUCACUCUUUUUCACUGUGGAAUCAGGAAGAUGGAACAACAUGACCAAGAGAACAAACACAUGUACACUAAGUGGAAUAUUCUGUUGGCCUUAUGGGUUGAUUCUUAUAUUGGUUUUUUCCUGUUUUUAUUAAGUUUUUCCUUUUUUUGGGUCAAUGAAAAGGUCAGUCAUCCUUCUGUUUAGUCAGACUGCUAGUUAGUAUGUCUCUCUUUGAGAAGAGUCUUCACUUUCCUGCUCUUUUCUGCUCUUCCUCUCUUCCCUCAUCUCCUGAUUCUUAUUGCUGUGAGCAGUGUGCUUUUUUGUAAUGCUCCUUUAUUCUUGUGCCCUCAUUUUUCGUUCCUCUUUUUCCCAUUUGUAUUGCUUGUUGUGUGUGUGUGUGUGUGUGUGUGUGUGUGUGUGUGUGUGUGUGUGUGUGUGUGUGUGUGUGUGUGUGUGUUUGUUACUUCAGUGCAGCGGAAAUUGAGAAAUUGAUUUAAAGCCCAGCUAAUUCAAAGUUUGCUAGUGCCACACAGUAACACAGCCAAAUAUUCUUUCACUUUAAGUGAUGUCAUCUGCAGAACACCAGCAAGUACAGAGGCCUUGGACUGUAUAGCUGUGGAAUGGGGGGUGUAGAAAGGUUGGUGUCUACUUGCAUUCUCCUGACCUAAAUAAAUAAUGACAAAGCUCUCCUUAGAUCAUCACAGAUAUUCAGUGGAUGCUGUCAAUCUCCAUAGCAACAUUUACACGACUGCAUGCUGCCAUCAGUCAUGCAAAAAUGCAUGUAAAAUGUUCAUGAAAAUAUUUCUACUUAGACCUUAGAUGAGCUCUGCAUAGUCAUAUUUUUUUCCUCUGAUUAUAGUAACGGGGGUCAUUUUCAAACAAUUUAGCUACAAUGAAGUUGGCUAGUUGUUGUUAUCCCUACCGUAACGAUGUACGUCAGUGCUUGCUAGUAGGUCCCCCUCCAUCUGUAACUAGCAACCCCCCCCCCCCCGGCUAUGUUGUGCUGUGUACGUUUUUUUUGGUCGUUUGCUUGUUUUUUUGUCAUUUUUAAGUUGUUAAAUAUAUAGCGAUUGUAGUUCAUCUGAUUGUCAGUGUAUCUUAGCCUCACUGUCAGAUAGAGUGUGCAGAAAUCCCUGGACAUCGACAAGGUCAGAACAACAGGCGAGCUGCUGGGAGGGCUUAUGAGCUGAGAAUGAUAAUGCAGAGUGGUAAGAGAACAGCUCCAACCUCUUUUUUUUCAGCAGGUUUUCUGCUUUCCUUGAAAGCUUAUAAACAGUUUUUACUUCAUUAAAGGUCUGUCACUAUAGAUUAUAUUAGUAUAAUGGGAUUUUAAUUCUACAACUAAUUAAGUAUUCAGAGUUGUAGAAACAGGCUAAACAAUGAAAACUGACUUUACUGAACAAUAACAAACCAUGCACACCCUCUUAGAAUACUUUGUCGGCAUUUUUCAUUAUAAGCUCUGUUUUUUAUGUCUGUAACAUUAAGUUAAUUAUCACAUACUGUAUAAACAAACAGUGCAUGUCCCUGAGCUACAAAUCUGUUGACUCAAAGUACACUUAUAAUAGAAGCCAGUGGACAAAUGCUUCCACUUUAAGCACCUUUAACUUCUGUUAUAAGGAAGUUUUCUGAUCUGUGCAUUAUUAUUGUGAAAGUUGCCAACCAUUCAUUCUCGAUUCAUAACAAAGAUACAUUAUAAAUCGAGUUGGCAUGACAGCCGCACUGCAUUAACAGCAUUAAUCAGCCCAAAUCAGCAUUGUGGUCUGCUGCCUGGUGUGUUUUCCCUGCAAAGUUUCAGGUCAUAUCCACUCAGUGCACCUGAAACUUAACCAGUGCAAAAGCCAUCAAGAUAUUGCUAUGGUAAUGAUAAAGGAAUAAGGUGUAAAAUACAAAAAAAUAAGAGAAAUGGCAAUCAGUGAGCCAAAAAAUAAGAAGGGACAGUGAGCAAAAAAAAACCUCAUUAGAAAUAAAUCAAAGACAGAAAACGAGGAGAACAAAAUGGGGCACUCUGGGAAGUGUAGUUAAAUAUGACCUCUUGAUUUGUAGGACAGAGCAUGGAAAAAAGCAUGAAAAGACAGAAUGGGAGAGAAUUUCUUUGUUGUAUAGGUUUUGUUCUGCAUAGCAGCACUGCUAUCAAUAUCAGCCUUAACGUACAACAACAAGUAUUGUGUAUGUAAAGACAUAGUGGUGUAAUGGCAGCAAAUGAAGUCACACCACGUCUGCAUGUGUUGUAAUCUGAGCUUAGCUGUUCUGGCUGUUAGUCCCGCCCUGUGAAAACCUUGGCCAUCCUAACACAGUGACCACCCACACAGCAUUGUUGUAAGAUUGAACUGGAAAUUUCGAACAAGAAACUGCUGUACCUUUUAAGAUACAGUGAGAAAAUUCAAACAAGAAGCUCAGGUGCCUGAAUGUAGUCUAGCUGUUGCAUCUUGUAAGGUAGAACGGGAAAUUUCGAACAAGAAACUGGCUUAAGCUUCAUUGAGAGUUGGAAUUCAUGAAAAGGGAUGAGGAGGUUGCUCCUGUUUGACUGGGGGGGUAACAUUAACUUAUUUUUGCUGUUUCACAGAAUCAGUAGUUCAGUAUUGUUUUGUCCUGUUUACUAAUGUUUGUGAUAGUAACUGGUUAGUUUCACAGCAGGAAUUGUAGCGACUGUUUGCUAACCCACAACCGAGCUAACGUUCGUUACAUUACUUUCUGUGUUGUUGUUUGCUCUACUGUUAAAUCAUGGUAUCUGAUGGCAGGUGGAGCUUCUGAUGGAGCACUGAAGGGAGGAUAUUUGUUUUGAUGUUUGAAUAUCAACAGUCAUUCACCAGAAUUGCGUACAGCUCCUUUAAAGCCUGAGUUUGGCCCAGACGUAACCCUACUUAAAAAUGUCAAUAGGUGUGAUGAGAAUGCAAGAACAUCCAGUAAGAAAAGCAUACAGAUGAUGAAAAAGGUGUUUUUCCUGCAUGCCAUAAAUAAUUAUACUGGUGUUUUGUUUCCUGUUUAUUCAUCUGGUGAGAUAAAGGAAGGUGGUGGUUGCGAGAUGUGUGAUCUGUUUUCAAGAGGCUCAUUUGAAAGAAACUCCAGUCGAUCAAGUCAUUGAUUGACUAUUUUUAAUGUUAGCCCUGUUCAUGUUGCUGGAAUUUAGAAUCAAAGUGCGUACUGUACUAGAAUAUAUAUUAGUCUAAGCAUGUUACUUUCUGUCAUCUUUUUGUUUAUUUUCUGAACUUUUUUUAGACUGAUAUUGUUUUUGGUUCUAUAUCCACCCAUUUUCAUAAUUACUGUCUGUACAUGCAUGUGCAUACAGUAUUCCGGUUUCUGUUGGUGCAUCUGUGUGUGUGUGUGUGUGUGUGUGUGUGUGUGUGUGUGUGUGUGUUAAUGACACACUCUUGUAUCUUGCAUGAGCACUGCUUCAGGACUCAAAGAAGGCAGAUUCAGAGGCUUGACUGACAGAUUCAUAUCCCAAGACAUAUUUGAGUUUUACAGCUGGAAAAAAGAACAGAACCAUCAGCUUCAGGCAAACAGAAAUGAAAGAAAGCUGCACAGAAGCAGAAUACAUCAGAGAGAGUGGUGUAUAGUGUGUUUUGCACUAGCUGCUGGGUCUUCUUUAAAGGUCAUAGGUAUGGGCCAAAGAGAGCUGGACUGCAUUCAGUCUGCAGGUAAAAGCAUAUGUUCUCAUUGCCAGGCUGACAUGGCACAGAUGAGAGUUUUGCCUUGAUGUGAAACAUAAAUGAUUUUUUCAGAUUUCUGUGGACACACAAAUCUGAUCGUUUCAAAACUGACCUGAACCACUUUCAUAUGUGGUCCUUGAUCAGAUGCAAAAACAAAGCAUCUGGCUCUCUUUCACCUUCAUCAUACUCUAAUAAUGAACAGCUGAGUAGUGUUUAGAGCAAAUGAUCUUUGUGACAAAGGCUUGUUCUGCUGGUCAGUUUGUUGUUCAUGACACAUGUAGUUCAUUCAUGUGAUUCACGGAUGUGUGUCAGGACACACGUUAAUCACAGAUUUGAAUCGGUCAUCUACACAAAUGUGAACCAUCAGUUUAGAAAGAUCUGAUCUAAAAAUUGAAAUACACACAUAACCAAAGAGGCCCAAAUCCAAUUUACUGCCUAAAUCUGCCUAUACUGAUCUAAAAGUAAACAAAGAAAGUAAAAAAAUUACAAUUUUGUGCAAUGAGACAUUUUAAAUGAUGGAAGCUGAGAAAUGGAAAGCUCACAAAGAAUCCCAGACUCGGUACCAAAAAGUGGUAAUGCUAGGUGAACCUGAUCUAUAUGAAGCUCCUUUGACUAAUUUGUUUCUAAAUCUUUGAAGUGAACCUGAUUUUGAAAAGCUGUUAGUUUGAUUUUUCCUUGAAAGCGGAUUGCUUGCUUAUUCACACUGCCUGCACUUGUAUUGUACAUUCUCAAAACCUAAAGAUGUAAAGCGUAAUUGUAAUAACAGGUGUUUCAAUGACUUUAAAGUAAGGCAUGUGUUCCCGUGCAUGUAAAAUUGUGAUGACUGUUGCGUUGGAUUGACGUAAGAGUUAUGAAGUCCACGUUGCCACGUAUGUGAUUGCAGUACCAUGCAUAAAAGAGGCCCAGAUCAGAAUUUAAACGGUCAGAUUCUGUGUGAUUUUACACAAAAAACUCAUUUGGGCCCUUUCGCCUGCAGUGUGAACGUAGCCUUGUAGUCCCUGUUCAUACCUGGUAUUAACAUCUGUUUUGAGUGAACUGAUCAUAAGUGAGGGCAUUUCCUCCAGUCGCCACACAUGGUCAGAUUUUGUGACUUUAGGAAGGGAGCCGCACCCGUUUCCCACAUAACACAAGUCUUUGUUCGUGUAUCCGUAUGGGCUGUUACCGAUGUUUAGGUCACAUGGAUUGCUAAUGCAACAUAGAGAAGAGAUGACGAAAGUAACCUAAUCUCUGUGUUGAUGAGGCCAUUGAAUAGGUGGUCCUUCAUUGUUGAUGGGACACAUCAACGCUAAAGCGUUUACACUACAAAUAUUAGGUGGUCAUAUGUGUCCCUGAAAACCUCCAAAGGGUGGUUUGAGUGAACAGGUCACAGUGUGUCUCUAAGUAUUGCGUAUUGCAUAUUGGAUUUUCUUCACACCUGAACAUACAGCUGUCUCCUUUAUAUCACAUCUCCAUGUGAAUGCCGAGUUUGAAAGGAGCUAAAGUGUCAUUCUUACAAAGCACUCAGAAGUUCUCACACAUUACACAGAACGUUAGAUGUGCGCACACACUCCUACACAUUGUGUCUGUACAGUUUUUAUAGGUUGCGGUUAUUUUGCACUAUACGAUAACCUCUAAAAUCAGCCAUACUUCAUGGAAGAAACUAAUGUAGUUUCAGAUGCAUUGUACAGCCUAUACACAAAUCAACAAACACCAGUUUGUUUAUGUAUGUGUGUGUAUAUAUACACACACAAGCAGACAAUACAAAACCAAUUAAAAGAGACUUUUUAUGUCAGGCCUGUGAAGUAUAUAUAAAGAUGUGUACAGCUUGUAGAAAAGCUUUUUUUCUUUGAACAGAUCAUGGCUGUGUUGUGUAGUGUUGAAAACAGUGUACACUGUUCUUGUGUAACACAUCUACACUUACUCUGUGGUUAAAUGUGAUUUUAUAACAAUAUCAAAGUAGAAACAUAACGUUAUGAGUCUUAACGCAGCAGAUGUAAAAGAUGAUUCCGUUGGCGAAAUGAACUUUUAAAAAACACCUUUUUUUUUCAUUUAAAGCUACAGUUUACCGUGUUUUUGAGAGCCAGGGCUGUUUGUCCAUGGCACGUUGCCUAGUCCAGUACGUUUUUGAAGCAUCACUUUGAACCGCCUCUGGACGUUCCAUCUCCAGCAUGCUGGACACUACUUAAUGCCCCACUCAGUUUUCUGUUUUUUGUUUUUGUGUUUUUUAUGAUGUAUGCAGAAUAAACGGGGUGACACAGAUUAGCUCAUGUCUUUUGAAUCUAAAAUCAUCCUUAUGGGUUUUAAGCUUAAUUUCAUCUCCGUCAUAUUCAUCCAAGAUAAGAGUUUGUACAGUUAACUGUGUAUAUAAAUCCAGUAUUAUUCAAUUUUUACAGAUACAUUCCACUCAUCAGCCCAUAUUUAUUAAAGUGAGAACAAUGAUCUAAGAUCCGGUUUCAUCAGUUCAUGUAAUUCUGUUGAGUGUUCUAUACGAGCUGUGUGCUCCAGAUUCUUACUCUUUAUUACGUUUAAUAAAUAUGGGCCACUGUGUGGAGAGUUGUGUGGUGUUGGGGGGUAGUUCAUGAAGGUGCCUGUCUUCUUUUGUAUUAUUAAUAUUAUUAUUAUUAUUAUUAUUAUUAUGCUACUAAAUGUUCAAUUUCUUUACAUUCCAUAAAUCUGUGCUGAUGAGCUGUAAAUACAAUUUUGUAUUAAAAUAUAAAACAUG